Cajanus cajan (pigeon pea) is the source of this 1868-nucleotide messenger RNA. The record is from RefSeq and is a predicted model, not a curated record. NCBI's taxonomy places the organism in Eukaryota, Viridiplantae, Streptophyta, Magnoliopsida, Fabales, Fabaceae.
AUGGAAAUUCCUCUCCCUUCAUACGUUGUGGUUGCAUGUGAUGCCACGAAAGAUCGCAAUGAGCACGAGAUCAAGCAUGUCGUUGAUCGCCUUCGAAGAAGGGGUGACAUUCUCUCUGCAAGUCAUAGUCUGCUUGUGCUUGGUGCCUUGCAUAAGGUGCCUCACCCAAUGGGGUACCAGACACUAGCAUGCCCGGAGUCCUUUGCUGGCGCCAAUAUUCGUGCAAUGGAGGAAGAAGUUAACAGAAAAGUUGAGGCAUAUAAAAGUGUGCUUGCAACAAGUUAUCAACAACAUGAAAACAAAGGGGUCAGCAGAAUCGAGGUUAAAAUCACUGCAGGUUUUCCAAUUAGACAGGUUAUUAUACAAGAGGUUACGAACUAUAAUCCAUCUUGGGUUAUUCUUGAUAGACAUCUUCGACGUGACUUGAGAUUUUACAAGAACAAGAUAUCAUGUAGAAUUGGAUUGGUUAAAGAUGACUUGUCACUGGAUAUUUGGAGAUCUCAUCAUAUAACUGAAAUAGAAGUCACCGAACAAAAGCUUAUUUAUUCUUUGAACAAGAGUGUUUCACUAUCAGGUUCUCAAAGUAUUCGAGAUGAAGAGCAAUCUAUCAUGGUUUGCAAAAGUUAUCCUCCUUCCAUUACUUCUGAAAGCUCUAAUAUGUCAAAGAGAAAUAUCAAACAUUCAAAUGCUAAUAAGUUAGAAGAUCACAAUUCUUCAACAGAUUUUCGAUCUUCUUCAAGCAUAAGCAUUAAUGAAGAAUAUAAGCAUCCCAUUGGUUCUCAAAUUUACCAAAAGCAAAGCAUAUAUAGCUUUUUACCAAAUUCUUCAAAUGCUCCAAUUCUUUGUACUUCUUGUGGGACACAAACUGCAUUAUAUACCAAUGACUUGAAAAGGUUCAGCUAUUCUGAGAUACAACAUGCAACAAAUGAUUUUUCAAAAGAAAACUUACUAGGUGAAGGUGGAUAUGGCCAUGUAUAUAAAGGAAUGCUUAAAAAUGGGCAGCAAAUAGCUGCUAAGGUAAGGAAAGAAGAAAGCAAACAAGGGUUUUCUGAAUUCAAUUCUGAAGUUUACGUGUUAAAUUUCGCUCGGCACAAGAAUAUAGUGAUGCUUUUGGGUUAUUGUUUCAAAGAAAGGCUAAAUAUUUUGGUAUAUGAAUAUAUUUGCAACAAGUCUCUUGAUUGGCAUUUAUUUGAUAAAAAUGCUGCAGUUCUCGAAUGGCACCAAAGAUAUGCUAUUGCCAUUGGAACUGCAAAAGGAUUGCGUUUUCUACAUGAGGAAUGUCGUGGAGGCCCUAUAAUUCAUCGUGACAUGAGACCAAGCAAUAUACUCCUCACUCAUGAUUUUGUUCCCAUGGUAGGUGACUUUGGUCUUGCUAAAUGGAAGACUAGUGAUAAGACUCUACACACAAGAAUAAUGGGCACAUUAGGAUACCUUGCCCCCGAGUAUGCCGAAGACGGUAUUGUUUCUGUGCUAAUAGAUGUGUAUGCUUAUGGCAUUAUUCUGUUACAAUUGAUAACAGGACACAAGGCAACUUCUAGUCCAGAGCAACAUCUCUCCCUACGACAAUGGGCUGAGCCCAAGAUUGAGAAGUUAGAAUUUCAUGAACUUAUAGAUUCUCGUCUAGGGGAUUCAUAUGACUCAAAUGAGCUAUAUAUCCUGGCCAAGGUAGCAUAUUACUGCGUGCAAAGAGAUCAUAAGAAACGCCCGUCUAUUGGAGAGGAAUAUUGCUCCGAUAUCUCCCAAUUUUGGUAGUUUUCCUGUUGUUAUUGUCAUGUACAACCUUUCAUAUAUAUCGUGUUACUACUUUGACAUAGAAGGCACUUUGCCUUACAAUAACCUACAUAUGUGGGGUUGCAAGUAAUAGUUGU